Messenger RNA from Adineta ricciae, 1374 nucleotides. The record is from the annotation of a GenBank genome assembly. NCBI's taxonomy places the organism in Eukaryota, Metazoa, Rotifera, Eurotatoria, Adinetida, Adinetidae.
AUGCUCCACGCUAUUCUCUUCAUACUGAGCUUGUUCUAUAUAGGUCCUACUUAUCAAGAUAAAUCAAUCUCAUUUUUAACUGAUCUGGGUUACACAUUUACACCCUACAACAAUGUAAGCGCUCCUCUUCUUAUCGUCAUUCAGACCAACUUUCUGCGUUGUUACACGCAAUGCAAUCAAAGAACCGCUUGUCGACUAUUCGAUUACGAUUCAGACACAAACCAAUGUCGACUCUGGUCAGAUGAUCUGACGACAGGUAUCAUCUCUCUGGCUAUUCCAUUGAAGCCACGAACCAGAGUUGGUGUCAUUCGAAUCGCACCAGAUAUAUACACUCCUAUUCACAAUCAACCGUGUGACAAAUGUACUGAUAGUCGAUAUGAAGAGUGUGAUCCACUCUCCCUCACUUGUCAGUGUCCACCGAUGACAUUCUGGGAUGGAAGUGUAUGUUCACCUCAACGAUACUUGAAUCAAUCGUGUGCAACCAUUGACAGUUGCCGAUCGGAUCUUGCACUGGAAUGUCGAGAUGUUGGAUGUAAUUCUUUAUUUCAAUGCUUGAAUCAAACAAAGGUUUGGACAGCUGCCGGUUUUUGCAAUGCAACAGUAGGUGGUGGAGCAUAUGGCUUGUCAGGCCCAUGGGGAUUGCACGUUUCAUCAGGCAACACACUGUAUAUGACUGAUUAUGAUACUGGCCGGGUACAAGUUUAUCCAUCGUUGUCUCGUUCAGGCGUAACCAUUGCGAAGCUAAGUGGAAUAAUUGAAGAUGUAUCCGCUGAUAGUAUGGAAUAUAUUUACACGAGUGCUUUCACUCUCGCUAGUCUAUUUAUUUCACCAAUGAACACUACUCUGCCAAGCUCCGCAAUAUAUAUAUGUGGCUUGUCUUCGAUUUAUUCACCUUAUGGCAUUGCUGUUGAUCGGUAUCGAAAUAUUUAUAUUUCGCACUUCUCUUGUCAUGUAGUGACGAAAUGGACACCCAAUGCCACUGCAGGUGUAGUAGUUGCAGGACAACUCAAUACACCAGGUAGUACUAGUAGUUUGCUCAAUGGCCCAAAGUUUAUUGCCCUUGAUGGAGUACAUGCGGCACUCCAUGUUUUUGACNAAAUUUCUGCUGGGAGCUUGAAUCAGCUGAAGAAUCCAUCAGGAGUGUGUGUAUCAUCGAAAGAUCACUCGGUGUAUGUGGGUGAUCAAGACAAUCAUCGAGUGGUGAAGUGGUUAGUGAAUGCUACGCAAGGUUCGAUCGUUGCUGGCAUGACAGGAGUAGCAGGCAGCACGUCAUCACUUCUGAAUACGCCUGGUGAUUGCGUUCUUGAUCCAACAGAGACAUUUCUUUAUGUGGCUGACUAUGGUAAUCAUCGCGUGCAACGUUUUCGUCUAUAA